GUCACAACAAAAACACAAAAUUCAUUCGGAUUCUAUUUUGGUCAUAAAAUUGUGCAUUUCAUUGUAUUCUAGAAAGAAAUAAAGCUUAUUCUACAAAAUACUUCAGCAGGAUGAGUGAAAGUAAUAAUGCGGCCACUAAGGAGGAUAUAAAACCUAAAAUUAAACACGAUUGGUAUCAAACAGACGCGCUUGUGGUAGUAACGAUAUUAUUAAAAAAUGCACCAAGUGAUCAAGUGAAAAUACAGUUUGGUGAAAGGAGUUUAUCAGUGUCCAGUCCAAUUCCAAAUUCUGACUCCGAAUACAGCUUAGAACUAGAACUGGCCCAUGAGAUUAUUCCAUCAAUGUCCACAUAUGUAGUUAGUCCAUCCAAAAUUGAAGUUAAACUUCGCAAGAAAGAAGGUCUAAGGUGGAAUCUAUUGGAAGGAGAGGGCAAAGAUGAAAAAAUUAAAGCAAUUCCACAGGCGGUAAUUGAUGCUUCUGGUCCUCAACAGCCACCAAAAAUAUUUAGAAAAGAUUGGGAUAAAAUUGAGAAAGAUAUUAUAAAAAUGGAAGAAGAGGAAAAACCAGAGGGAGAUGCUGCAAUUAAUGCUCUCUUCCAGAAGAUAUAUGGAGAGGGAUCAGACGAGGUCCGACGAGCUAUGAAUAAAAGCUUUGUGGAGUCCGGUGGUACCGUCCUCAGCACAAACUGGAACCAGGUGUCCCAGGAGAAAGUGGAUAUCAAGCCGCCAGAUGGACUCGAGUUCAAGAAAUGGGAGGUUUAAAGCACAACAUUUUUAUUUCGUUUUCUACCACUUUCAAAUAUACAGCAAAAUUAAUAAGCAAUAACUAAUAUUAAUUUGCAAUAA
This is a messenger RNA of Aricia agestis (brown argus), 845 nucleotides long. It is a transcript of the gene Sgt1, whose product is annotated as protein SGT1 homolog. Gene Ontology annotation, molecular function: protein-folding chaperone binding. Bases 111 to 761 code for a protein of 216 amino acids. Gene Ontology annotation, biological process: protein stabilization. The transcript has 6 exons. Lineage: Eukaryota; Metazoa; Arthropoda; Insecta; Lepidoptera; Lycaenidae. The record is from RefSeq and is a predicted model, not a curated record.